This is a messenger RNA of Rhinolophus ferrumequinum (greater horseshoe bat), 1308 nucleotides long. It is a transcript of the gene ACTL7A, whose product is annotated as actin like 7A. Lineage: Eukaryota; Metazoa; Chordata; Mammalia; Chiroptera; Rhinolophidae. Gene Ontology annotation, cellular component: cytoplasm; nucleus. The transcript has a single exon. The coding region runs from base 1 to 1308 and encodes 435 amino acids. The record is from RefSeq and is a predicted model, not a curated record.
AUGGCUCUUGAUAGCGUGUGGGAUGCACAGGCAGCAAUCACAGGGGAUGGGCCUGACAAGAGAGAGAGUGCCUCCCCACACACACAGGUCACCCAGACUGCCUCCGUGAAGGAGGGCCCAGCCAAGAGGGCAGUGCGGGUCCGCCAUUCGGAGUCGGAAGAACCUACCAAAUCGACCGCAGUCAAGAAGCCCAAGGCAGUCGUGACCAAAGCGGUGGUCGUGGACCUUGGCACUGGCUACUGUAAAUGUGGCUUUGCUGGGCUGCCAAAGCCCAGCCACAAGAUCUCAUCGACAGUGGGCAAGCCCUACAUGGAGACCGCCAAAACCGGGGACAACCGCAAAGAGACAUAUGUGGGUCAGGAGCUCAUCAAUCCACAGGUGCGUCUCAAGCUAACGAACCCUCUGCGACACGGCAUCAUCGUGGACUGGGAUUCGGUGCAGGAUAUCUGGGAAUAUCUCUUCCAUCAGGAGAUGAAGAUCGCCCCACAGGAGCAUGCGGUCUUGGUUUCGGACCCACCCCUCAGCCCACACACCAACAGAGAGAAGUACGCUGAAAUGCUGUUUGAAACCUUCAGCACGCCUGCAAUGCACAUUGCCUACCAGUCCCGCCUGUCCAUGUACUCCUACGGAAGGACGUCCGGCAUGGUCGUGGAGGUCGGCCACGGUGUGUCCUACGUAGUCCCCAUCUACGAGGGUUAUCCUCUGCCCAGCAUCACCGGACGGCUGGACUAUGCAGGCUCUGAUCUGACAGCCUACUUGAUGGGCCUGAUGAACAACGCAGGAAAACACUUCACCAAGGACCAGGUGGCCAUCGUGGAGGGCAUCAAGGAGAAAUGCUGCUACGUGGCCCUGGACCCCAUCGAAGAGAAGAAAGACCCGGCUACUGAGCGUGCACUCCAGUACACCCUGCCGGAUGGGCAGGAGAUAGACCUGUACCAGGAAAGGUUCCUCUGCUCAGAGAUGUUCUUCAAGCCUUCUCUGAUCAAGUCCAUGCAGCUGGGCCUCCACACCCAGACAGUGUCCUGCCUGAACAAGUGUGACAUCGCCCUCAAACGGGACCUCAUGGGGAACAUCCUGCUCUGCGGGGGCAGCACUAUGCUCCGCGGCUUCCCUAACCGUCUGCAGAAAGAGCUGAGUACCAUGUGUCCCAAUGACACCCCCCAGGUAAACGUGUUGCCCGGAAGAGACAAUGCAGUGUGGACAGGAGGCUCCAUCCUGGCAUCACUUCAGGGCUUCCAACCCCUGUGGGUCCUUCGCUCUGAGUACGAAGAACAUGGGCCUUUCUUCCUCUACAGAAGGUGCUUCUGA